AUGGACCAACAACAAACCCCUAGAAACGCAGGCGAUACCUCUGCCAACCAGCAGGCACCAAUGGUUAAGCCGAAUUUGCCAGGUUUUCAGCCAACUCCUCAAGGUCCACCUGCAAGAUUUGCAGUGAAUAAUGGUCCUGUAGAGGGGCCUCGCUUAGGAGGACAACCACCACCUUUACGACAUCUUGAUAGCAGAUCUUCAUUACUGUCUGGUCAAUUCCCACAACCUAGACCUCCAUACGGAGGACCUAGACCGAGGAAUUUUUAUCCGAGACCACUACAACCUGGUGGUCCACUUCCAGGACCACCCCAGGGACCUCCUGGAACUCAAGGCCUACCUCAAGGUCCUCCUGGAAUUCAAGGAACACACCAAGGAUUCCAAGGACUACCUCAAGGACCACCUCAAGGACCACCUCAAGGAUCUCCUGGAAUUCAAGGACCACCCCAAGGAUUCCAAGGACCACCUCAGGGUCCUCCUCGUUUCACUCAAAAUCCCAACAUCCGAGGUCCUCCUCUCCAAAGACCUCCCUUUCCUGGAAACAAUCCUCAACAAUCUUGCUUCGUCCAAAGAAGUGGACCUGAACAAGUUAGGGGGCCUGGAGAUUUUGGACCACACCAAAGGUUGCAGAGGAAUGAUUCUGUUGCGAAUUUAAACUCUCGAUUCCCAAUUUCUGCUGAUAGAAGACCACAGUUAGUACCGCAGAUUUCGGUUGAGAGGAUGGCAGAUGCGGAAGGUCCAAAAUCAGUGACUAUGGUUCAACAAGUUGAAGAUCCUAAAAAGUUGGUGAAGGAUAGUAAAGAGAAUGAAGAUGACGAUGAUGAUGUUGUGAUAGAUAACGAAAACAUCCUAACGAAGGUCGGAAUUCCAAAACUUCCAAUUUCGGAAUCAGUUAGUCCGACUCAUCAAGAUACUAAAAUCAGUGAAGAGAAUACAAACGAGACUAACAAGCCCAUUGAAAACAAUCGAAUCAAUGAAGAUAAUCAGUCUAAUCAUCAGUCACCUGCUAUUCCAAUUUCUGGGACUCCAAAGAAAGAACCUCAGGGACCACCUUCUUUGAAUAGAAACCAAGAAUCUUUGGAGAGGCCACCAUCUGCUAUCGAGGAAAGCUUAGGUAAAGAUGAAUUGGGGAAUGAUGAAUCCAAAAAUGAUUCCAAAAAUGAAUCAAAGGAGAAAAUAUUGCAGGAGACUCCUGACCUUCUUAAAAACAGUGCUGUUUCUGUUGAUUGUGCCGAUAGUACAGUUUAUAUUCAACCGCUUACGUCCAAAGUGGAAAAUAAGUCAGAGACUAAAGAUAUGUCGAAAAAUCAUGAGGAGGAUCUGGUCCAGGAGAAACUUGCAGUCGCAGAGUCACCAACGAUACCAAAGUCUCCAGAAAGUGUCAAGGGAUUCGACAAUGGACAGAGGAGAUCACUCUGUUCGAGAUCCUCUUCGCAGGGUACGAAAUCUCCCAAGUCCCCAAGGUCACCUGGAUUGAAAACUCCAGAUGGAGAAAAAAAGAAAACUACUUUUGCUGAUGAUGUGAAGGAAGUAGGAAAUCAUAAAGAGAAUGGCCAAGCAGUUGCUCCUGAGGUUCCUUCACCAAAACCUAGAACACCAAGUACUCCGCGGAGGAAUCUUCCAUCUGGAAUUACUUCUCCUUCGAAAGAAAAUAAGAAUUUGAUUUCUACACAAGGGAAAGCAGAUGCAGAAAAUGAUAGUGGCGUUGAUGAAUCGACACAACGUUGCGAGGCACCUACAUUAAAUGGGGUAGGCGGUUCCCCAACAAAGAGAAUGUCUUCAAAUUCAAGGGAAACUGACAAAAGGUCGACGGCCGGCUCUCCUGUAAAGUCCCCAAGCAAAUGCGCCAAAUCCCUUCCUAGGACACCUGAUACGGCUUCAUCGACAAGCAUUCAAGACAAGAAAAAAGUACCGAUGAAUAAAGUUCAGGUAGGAGCAGCGCCUUCUCCUAAUCUGAAGACCAUAAAGUCAAAGAUUGGGUCUUUACAAAACACAAGCUACAAACCAGGUGGUGGAAAAGUGAAAAUUGAAAAUAGAAAACUCGACUUCAGCAAAGCGCAACCGAAAAUUGCUGCAAAGAACGACAAGUACAUGCCAAGUGGUGGCGACAAAAAGAUCACGCAAGUGAAACUACAGUGGAAUGCAAAACCAAAAGUGGGUUCUCUGGAUAAUGCGACGUACAAACCAGGUGGUGGCGAUAAGAAGAUUGAAACCGUGAAGUUAGAUUUUAAGGACAAGGCAAAACCGAAGGUUGGGUCCAAAGAGAACGCUAAGCAUGUGCCAGGAGGAGGCACUGUAAAGUCAUCGGCGACGCCGCCAAAGACUCCUCUGGAUACACCCACUGAUGACAUCGAGACACAGAAGAUUGACAUUAAGGCCGAAAGCAAAAUUGGUUCCCUUGACAACGUGAAAUACAAGCCAGGUGGUGGUGACAAGAAAAUUUUCAAUGACAAAGAUUAUCUCCGGCAGACGGGCUCGGGUGUUGAGAGUCUCAGUGGGAGUGGAUCACAGGCCACUGAAGAGAAAACAGAAGAGCGGAAUGACAGUAUUGAAAGCCCGGAACCUCAUCCACCUCCUUCAACGCCAACUUGUGUUCGCAUACCUUCAAGUUCUGUAGUAACACCAAGAGCGAUAAGGACAAGUCUUGCCAAAUCUCCAGAAACUGGAACAGCCAGAGGAACUGGUGAAAGUUCACCAAGAAAAACAACCCGUUCUCCAAAUUCGGCAAGACCGCCGAGCAGCCUUGAUGUAAAAAAUCCCGAAAGUCCAUCAACUGGGACAACAAAAGCUUCGCCAAAAGGGCUUCACCUUCCGAGAUUAUCAAAAUCGCCUUUAUUCAGUCCUAGAGAAUCUGAAAGUUCAAAUCUUCAGAGGAAAGUCAGGUUUCCUAAAUUAUAGUGGCGACAAAAGUAUUUUCGCAAAAACCAGAUUCAUCCAUUGAAACACUUGGAGAUUUGUUUCGAAGUGUUGAGAGUGGAUCAAUUUGCAACAGAGUUUUAAAAAAGCUCUUAAAAGUUGUCACAGUAAAUUUUAUUAAAACUUUCUCAUCAGUACGAAAGUACUGUAUGAAUAAAACUUUAAGCUUGGAGUAGAUUAUUAUCCAACGCUUCAGCACCUUAUCAUAUUUUCUAAUUCUCUCCAUUGAACUUUGCAGUCACUCUUUAAAAAAUUAGGUAAAUAGUUUGUAGUUUCUCGAAAACAUUUAUCAAAUUUUACGAUAUUUUCCGCGUUCCUACGAUGUAAAUAAGACCAAAGCGCAACAUGUAAAUUUAUUACUAUGAUUUAUAAUCAGUAGCCCUAAACAGGGUUGCUACAGAAAUUCGUUUUCAAAAUUUCAUGACUUUUCAGUGUCUACAAAAAUAAUCACUAUCGGUCUACUUGAAACAAAAAAUUCAGUAAAUUCAAUUUUAA
This is a messenger RNA of Belonocnema kinseyi, 3408 nucleotides long. RefSeq names its product microtubule-associated protein tau (gene tau). The record is from RefSeq and is a predicted model, not a curated record. Gene Ontology annotation, molecular function: microtubule binding. Gene Ontology annotation, biological process: microtubule cytoskeleton organization; neuron projection development. Bases 1 to 2895 code for a protein of 964 amino acids. Gene Ontology annotation, cellular component: neuron projection. NCBI's taxonomy places the organism in Eukaryota, Metazoa, Arthropoda, Insecta, Hymenoptera, Cynipidae. The transcript has 9 exons.